Molecule: messenger RNA, 2089 nt
Organism: Homo sapiens (human)
Lineage: Eukaryota; Metazoa; Chordata; Mammalia; Primates; Hominidae
Gene: ATPAF2
Product: ATP synthase mitochondrial F1 complex assembly factor 2
Exons: 8
Coding region: 156-947 (263 amino acids)
Biological process (GO): proton-transporting ATP synthase complex assembly; protein folding
Cellular component (GO): mitochondrial inner membrane
Source: RefSeq, a predicted model, not a curated record
AUGCGGAAGAUGGCGGCGUCCAAGGGAGGUUGAGGGCUCUGAGGAGGCGUUGAGAGGUUUCCGUACAGCCCGACCGUGCGGCUUUGGGGAUCCCAUCGCUCUGUGUUUCCUGCUCCAGGUUUCGCGUCUCGCAUCUUCCCAGACCCUCGGGCGCGAUGUGGAGGAGCUGCCUCCGGCUGCGGGACGGGGGACGCCGUCUCCUGAAUCGGCCGGCGGGUGGCCCCAGCGCUUCUAUGAGUCCGGGGCCAACCAUCCCGUCUCCAGCCCGGGCUUACGCCCCGCCGACAGAAAGGAAGAGGUUUUAUCAGAAUGUCAGCAUCACACAGGGUGAAGGUGGCUUUGAGAUAAACCUGGACCACAGGAAGCUGAAAACUCCCCAAGCCAAGCUCUUUACCGUCCCCAGCGAGGCCCUGGCCAUUGCAGUGGCUACUGAGUGGGAUUCCCAGCAGGAUACCAUCAAGUACUACACCAUGCACCUGACCACAUUGUGCAACACAUCAUUGGACAACCCAACCCAGAGAAACAAGGAUCAGCUGAUCCGGGCAGCCGUGAAGUUUCUGGACACCGACACCAUCUGCUACAGGGUGGAGGAGCCCGAGACAUUAGUGGAACUUCAAAGGAAUGAGUGGGAUCCAAUCAUCGAAUGGGCUGAGAAAAGAUACGGCGUGGAGAUCAGCUCCUCCACCAGCAUAAUGGGACCCAGCAUCCCUGCCAAAACUCGGGAGGUGCUCGUCAGCCACCUGGCAUCUUACAACACAUGGGCUUUACAAGGGAUUGAGUUUGUAGCUGCCCAGCUCAAGUCCAUGGUGCUAACCUUGGGCCUGAUUGACCUGCGCCUGACAGUGGAGCAGGCCGUGCUGCUGUCACGCCUGGAGGAGGAGUACCAGGGAGGAUUUCCAUGUCAGCUAGAAAAGUUCAUCCAGCCUGCUAGGAUGGCUUGGGAUUGACUCACCCUGUCUAUUAAACGUGUACACCAAGAGUUGAUUCUGGUCACCAGCUCAUCUUCUCGAUUGUCAAUCUUCAGGAGGUGGAUGUCGUGCGAUGCCCCGACAGCAUUAACAAUCGUAUCUUUAUCGACAAAAAGCUGGUGAGUGAAAAGAAUCCAAUGAGAAAGUGUGUGUCAUUAUACCGUGAACACAAAGGGAGCUGAACAGAGAAGGAGCAUUUGGAAGUCCCCUGGCUGUGCAGGCCACACUCAGAGCAGAGCCCACCUUUGUAUCAGCGCACUCUGCCGAUUCAUCUGUGAAUUCAUCUGUGACAGCCGCUUCCCCAACUGCACAGGGCAGGUGUUGUGGGGAAAGGGCCAACCAGGGUGUUACUUUGCAGUCCCCGCUGGAAGCAUGUUUCCUCCAGGGUGAAGGCAGAUGGCUGCCCAGGGGGCACCUCACCCAGGACAUCUGUUCUCACAAUGCUUCUCUCUCAAUUACUCUCAAGUCUAACUUGCCCAAAACCUCUGCCUGCUGGGUGGAAGCAUGAGGCUGGCUGAGGGUCUCGAGGCUGCUCUGAAGACAGCAGGCCCUACAAACUCAUGGGUGUUCACCCCACAGUUGUCUCUCCACUGCCACUCAUGUCAACAAAACCAAACUUUGGAUUCCAUUUGGAGUAUCCUUCUGCCUUCUCUUGUUCCUGACUUUGCUGUCUUGUAAAAAGUUGUUAGAAACAACCACCUUCUAAUAGGCCUCACUGGUUCUAGGUGUUGACACUGUGGCUAUUGUUGCCUGGGAUGGUUGAAAUGGAGUCAUUUCCCAGAGCAGGGCAAGGCCACUGAAGCACUCAGUAAGCAGUUGCUUCCACCUUGAAGCAGAGGCGCUUGGUAAGGCAGAGCACCUGAAUGCUCUGUAUUGCAGGGAGGAUUUGCAAGUGGAGUGUGCAUUUUUUGUUCUUUCCUGUAGUGGCAGUUAACUUAAUGGUCUCUAAAACGUUCUGUGCAAUCUUAAGAUGUUAAUAUUUCUGCCAAAAAAAGUAUUCUUUGGUCAAAUACAUUUGGGAAAGCCAGCACAUCCUAGGCCCCUCCUAAAGAUUUGCUGGGCACAAAGUAUUCUGAAGGCUCUACAAAGUCCUGUGGAAAAUAAACCCUUUAAGCUUUGUC